Photinus pyralis (common eastern firefly) is the source of this 1399-nucleotide messenger RNA. Its product is annotated as glycoprotein endo-alpha-1,2-mannosidase. Gene Ontology annotation, molecular function: alpha-mannosidase activity. The record is from RefSeq and is a predicted model, not a curated record. The transcript has a single exon. Gene Ontology annotation, cellular component: Golgi apparatus. NCBI's taxonomy places the organism in Eukaryota, Metazoa, Arthropoda, Insecta, Coleoptera, Lampyridae. Bases 14 to 1351 code for a protein of 445 amino acids.
ACGUUUGUAAAAUAUGAUUUUUCGCAAACUGUGCCGCCACACAAUUACUUUCAGUAGAAGAUCCAUCCUCAUUGUCACUUUCUUUAUUUUUCCAUUAAUUUAUACCUUGUUUAGACAAACAAAAAGUGAUACUUUAAUACAAAAAGAAAAACCGCCACUAUCACUUUUAUUUGAAACUACCACAUCAAAUGCCGUGCUUAGUAAAAGUGAGUUGCAUAUAAAGCUAUUACGAGCAAAAGUUGAACGUCUUGCAUCAAAAGUAAAAUCGAGAGCAAUUGUUUUCAACAACAAAGCAUUGAAUCCAAACUAUAAUACACACAUCUUUUAUUAUGGUUGGUAUGGUAACACACCAGUGGACGGAUAUUACAAGCAUUGGAAUCACACUUACCUACCUCAGUGGGAGCAAGAUGGGAAGAUAUACCCCAAAGGGUCACACUCUCCUAUACUUGAUAUUGGUUCAAAUUUUUAUCCUUCCCUCGGUUGUUACAGUUCACAGGACCCGAAAGUGAUCGAAAUGCAUAUGAAGCAGUUACGUGAAGCUGGUGUAGGUGUGAUUGUAAUAUCGUGGACACCGCCAAAUUACACCGACUCACCGUCGACCAUAUUACCACUCUUGUUUCAAUAUGCAAAAUUAUACGAAAUAAAAAUAGCUCUCCACAUCGAGCCUUACUUUAAUCGAAAUCCUAUCAACUUAAUACACCACCUUCACCCAUUUCUUAGUCAAUAUGGUAAUAACGUGGCUUUGUAUAGAAUGAAAAAGGGUAACAGACAUUUACCCGUGUUUUAUAUAUACGACUCUUAUUUAACACCCGCAAUAUCUUGGAUGGAAAUAUUAACUCCAGAAGGAGCAUUUAGCGUGCGAGGUGGGAGAAUGGAUGCAAUAUUUCUAGGAUUAUUAGUCGAUAUACAACAUCGUUACCACAUCAAAAAAUCACAUUUCGAUGGGUUUUACACGUACUUCGCGGCGAACAGUUUUAGUUACGGAAGCACGUGGAAAAAUUGGAAAACCCUCGCCAAAUUUGCCAAGCAAAACGAAUUGAUUUUCAUCCCCUCGGUUGGACCCGGCUACGAAGAUACGCAAGUGAGACCGUGGAACACGAAGAAUAUAAGACAACGGAGGCAAGGACAAUACUACGAUGUCGCUUGGAGGAGUGCCAUCAAUAGCAAUGUAAAAUACAUUUCAAUUACGAGCUUUAAUGAAUGGCACGAAGGUACACAGAUUGAGCCCGCAAUUCCUAUGAAAACAUCUAGAUUUACUUAUUUAGACUAUGAACCGAUGGGUUCGUAUUUUUAUUUAAAUUUAACUAAGUGGUGGAACGAACAAUUUACUAAAACUCUGCUAAAGUACUAGCAAUAAAAAUGUAUUUAUAAAUGCAUUUGUGAUUAGUUUGCUAUGAAU